Molecule: messenger RNA, 4110 nt
Organism: Engraulis encrasicolus (European anchovy)
Lineage: Eukaryota; Metazoa; Chordata; Actinopteri; Clupeiformes; Engraulidae
Exons: 2
Coding region: 417-1610 (397 amino acids)
Source: RefSeq, a predicted model, not a curated record
UAACACCACUACUACCUUGGGGUCUUCUGCAUCCCGCCCUUGUAAUCUUGCUCUCCCGUGCUUGUCCUGACGCAUGUCCAGACUAGAGCACGCCCCCACUGAAAGCGAAAGUGAAUGUGAAGGCCUACGCUCGUUCCACGAUAGCCAUCCAUGAUACCAUCAAAUACUUUUUUGAUAUGUUGGUCUGUCUAGGCGGGUGUAGGGUGUGAUUUGCACAGAGCCGUGUCAAGAAGCCGUAGAGCACGGUGUGUGUCUCAAAGAACCAGGAAACGACCGUCUUCGACGAACGCGUCACGUGCGCAGGAGGACCUUGUUCAUAUCAUGAUGUUCAUGCGGUGUGAUUGUGCCAACUGAGUGUAAAACGUUGCAACCCUAAACCGCUGCUGAUCUAUUUCUCUACAUAGCCCAGGGCCAUCAUGGUCAGGAGACUGUUUCUCUGCUUUAUCCUUCUCGGUUUCUCAGUGUCAACAAACUCUGGCAACCAAAGAAACGAGAAGGAGAUAAGGAAGAUAAACUCAAUCGAGGAACUAGCUGACAACAACAUUGACUUUGGUAAAAGAAUCCCCCGCCAUGGCUUACUUCUCCUCUUCUGGCUGUCAAGGCCUGCAAACAUAGAGAUUGAUCAGAAUGACGUCAUACAGCUCCUCAAUAUUGACCCAUCUCAGGGUGAUUAUGGCUUCCAUUACUAUGGCAACUAUGAAAAAACGCUACCGUCUGAUCGUAAGUACUCGUAUUACACAUUGGGCAACCUCAACUCUGAUAAGUUUCCAGGCAGUUUAGACUUGCCUUCCUACGUCACCCAGUACUACAGGUCCAAUUAUCCAUACAAUCUCAGAAAUAUGGACAGAGUUGUCGUGCAGGCUUACCGAAACACCCCUAGCAGAGUGAGAAGCGUCUUUAUCUCUGUCCACUAUGACAACUUCAUGGAGAUCACUCCCCAGCUGCUGAGAGAGAUUCAAAGUAUCCAAACAUGGGAGGAGUUCCUUGAGCUGGCUGGCUUCGACUUCAACACAGGAGACGACCACCACCGAUGGCGGCGGCGGGACCAUGAUGACAGAGAUGGAGGGCCACCAGGAGGUGGCACCGUGGAACAAAAACGAUCGUCAAAAAAUGACAAAACACACACGGAAACCAAGCAUGAAGGAAGUUCUAAUGCUCAGCCAAACACGAAUAAAAAUGGAGCUAAAAAAGGCCAUCAGCAUUACAAUGGCCCAUUUCAAUAUAUUAUGAUGGCCCCAUUAUCUUUGAUAUCCUCUCUCCUUUCUUUUGUAGUGAGUGUCAUCACUUUUCCUUUUUCUUUGAUUUUGGCAGCCAUGAAAUUUCUAGGACUUGUGAUCACAAGUCUUUUAUCAUUUAUAUGCACCAUCAUAUCUUCUUUCUUUCAUUUUCUAAUUAGUGUGAUCAUCCUCUAUCCUUCAUCUUACAUUGCUUAUGCUGUACAAUGUCUGUAUGUUGUGCUCUUGCAUUUGUUAAGCGCUAUAUGUACCAUUGUUUAUCUGGUUGUCAUAGGUAUGUGCAUUGCAUGUCUUGUGAACUAUUACAUCACUCCCUCUCGUCCCGUCACUCCUCCUUCACACGCUCCUCGUCCUCAAAUCUUAGUGUCCCAGUAAUCCAUGCAGGGCUUGACAAUGGCACCUGCCAACCGGCCAAAUGCUGGUAAAACGUGGCUUUGGCUAGUAAUACUUUCAGUGUUACUAGCCAAUUUGGCUGGCCGCUUGUUCCUUGGUAUCACAUACACAUCUUGCCCUAUAUUCUGUUGUUGGCCCCUUGUGUAUUAAUUGUUUAUAUUUAAGUUCAAGAAAAGCUGAGCUUGAUUUGUAUUUGGUUGAUAUACUUCCUUGUAGAAAUCAUCUUGCUUUGGCACCACAUCUUCUGAAGUUAGACGUACAUCAUCAUGAUGAAGAAAAGAAAAAAAAAACAAUAUAAAAUCUGUGGCGUAAAAUAUGUUGAGACACAGCCCCUGUUAUUAUGUUUGCUGUUACCAGGGUGGCCAUGUGUAAUGGAUCAAAGAAACCGCUCAGUCUUGCCACUGCCAGAGUUGGGGGUUGAACAAAAUGUGCAGAGGCUGGCCAGAAAUUUGGAAUGUCAAAAUGGGGUCCUUCAAGGCCAAAAAAGUUUGGGCACCACUGCCAUAGGUCAUAGUAUGUAGGCUAUGCAGUAACACUUCACUUCACUUCACUUUACUUCACUUCACUUCACAUCCAUAGCAGCUGUUAUAAAGUCUACACGAAGCAUUCAUGAUUGUUUCAUGACCCAUUCAUACCAAACCUUUCAUUAGCGGGCGGAAGGACAGCAACUUAUCAAAAUAAAAGUUAAACAAAGGCAAGGCAAGGCAAAUUUAUUUGUAUAGCACAUUUUCAUACAAAAGCAACUCAAAGUGCUUCACACACAGGACAAUAUAAAAGUAAAAAUAAAAGUAAAAAAAAAAUGGAAAGAGCAUCAUGUACGUUAAAACAAUAAAUAAAUAGAAUAAAAAAAUACAUAUGUGUAGGAGCAACGGUGAGAUAAAAAUGUUAGGUAAAACCAUAAAAUCAUUUUUAAAAAACCUUUAAAAAAUCCCUAACUCAGGGGCUGUUGAGAUCGAAAGACCUAGGGAUAGGCAAGGGUGAAAAGGUAUGUCUUUAGCUUUGUUUUAAAACAGUUCGUCGUUGGAGCGUUUUUUGUGCUCACAGGCAGGCUGUUCCAAGCCUUUGCAGCAUAGGAGCUGAAAGCGGCUUCUCCUUGUUUCGUCCUGGUAGUGGGUGGAACCAGGAGGACUCUGUCAUGAGAUCUGAGAGACCUGGCAGGGGUGUAGGGCUGCAGUAGGUUUCUCAGGUAGAUAGGGCCAGUACCAUUUAAAGACUUAAAAACAAGCAAUACAAUUUUAAAAUCUAUUCUUUGCUGAACUGGUAGCCAGUGGAGGUGUUUCAGGAGUGGUGUCAUGUGGUCUGUCCUUUUUGCCCUCAUCAGGAUUCUGGCUGCUGCGUUUUGAAUCAGCUGGAGUUGCCUAAUGGUUUUCUUGGGCAGGCCUGUAAGGAGGCCAUUACAAUAAUCCAAUCUGCUAGAGACAAAUGCAUGGAUCAGUUUCUCUAGGUCAUUUUGUGACAUGAAGUUCCUCAGUUUUGAAAUGUUUUUUAGGUGGUAGUAGGAGGAUUUUGUGAUGGCUUUGAUAUGAGAAUUAAAAGAAAGCUCGCUGUCCAGCAGGACGCCCAGGUUUUUUACCUCAGUUUUGUCAGAGGGUCAGAGUGUCCAGUGGGCUGAGGUCAUUGGGAGACAGGGAAAAGUAGAGCUGGGUAUCAUCAGCAUAGCUAUGGUAGGAGAUCUGAUGAUGACGGAUCACCUGGCUUAGUGGGAGCAUGUACAAAUUGAACAAAAGAGGGCCUAAAAUGGAUCCUUGUGGGACUCCGCAGUGGAGGGGGGUGGGACGUGAUGUGCAGUUGCCUAUGGAGAUUAAAAAUUGUCUACCUUCUAGGUACGAUUUUAGCCAGUCAAGAACUGCACCAGAGAGGCCGACCCAGUGCUCAAGUCUGUGAAGCAGAAUGGAAUGGUCAACUGUGUCAAAUGCUGCGCUAAGGUCCAAUAGUACAAGUACAGUUGCCUUGCCAGUAUCGAGGUUAAAAUGUAUGUCAUUUAAUACUUUGAUCAGUGCUGUCUCAGUGCUGUGAUGUGCCCGGAAGCCUGAUUGUAAGGUGUCGAAGCAGUGGUGAGAGGUUAAAAAGUCAGUCAGUUGAGUAAAAACAACUUUCUCAAGAAUUUUGCCUAUAAAUGGCAGGUUUGAGAUAGGCCUGUAAUUAUUUAAAACAGUGGGAUCGAGGCUUCUCUUCUUGAGGAUUGGCCUGACAAUUGCCGUUUUUAGAGAGCUAGGAACUACUCCCGAUUGCAGUGACAGAUUUGCAAUGGUCAGCAACUCAGAGGAGAUGAAUGGGAGAACGGACUUCAGAAAGUUAGUUGGAAGUAUGUCAAGGCUGCAGGUGGUGGAAUUUAGCCUUCUUACUGUCUCUGAUAGGGUCUCUAGAGUCACUUGGGAGAAUUCAGAAAAAGUGUUAAUGCUGCCACUAGAUGGCGGCAGUGGGUCAGAGCAGGAGGUUGUGGGUGGGGGUAUACUAGCUCUAAUGUCCUCAAUUUUUGACU